Messenger RNA from Aspergillus puulaauensis, 273 nucleotides. Its product is annotated as cytochrome b-c1 complex subunit 10. Lineage: Eukaryota; Fungi; Ascomycota; Eurotiomycetes; Eurotiales; Aspergillaceae. Bases 1 to 273 code for a protein of 90 amino acids. The transcript has 5 exons. The record is from RefSeq and is a predicted model, not a curated record. Gene Ontology annotation, biological process: mitochondrial electron transport, ubiquinol to cytochrome c.
AUGUUCUCCCAAACCUUCCGUCGUGCCGCAGCUCAGUCUGUCCGGUCUCCCCUCGCCGGAAAGUACUCCGUCGCUCCUCACGUCGCCGGUUUCACCGUCGGCUCUGCCACUACGAUCGGAUCCAUCGCCGCUACCUUCGGUGUCAGCGCUGGUGUCUUCGCCCUCUUCUUCUUCGGCGAGGUCCCUCGUGUCCGCAAGGACAUUCUCCAGCAACUCCCCUUCUUCGACACCUACCUUGACCGAACCGUUGCUCCUGAGGACAACCCUUUCUAA